Arabidopsis lyrata subsp. lyrata is the source of this 744-nucleotide messenger RNA. RefSeq lists its product as uncharacterized. The record is from RefSeq and is a predicted model, not a curated record. NCBI's taxonomy places the organism in Eukaryota, Viridiplantae, Streptophyta, Magnoliopsida, Brassicales, Brassicaceae. The transcript has a single exon. Bases 27 to 533 code for a protein of 168 amino acids.
CACAAUCUUAUAUUACUUUUUUCUCGAUGAUAAACUUGGAGCAAGAAGCCAAAAGAAAGCAGAUUCGUGAUGGCAAAAGAAAAAUUGAUCAUCACGUAAAUACAACGUUACUCGUGAAGAUUUUUGAAGCAUUCGCAAUCGAUGACAGAGAUCUCUUGAAACCUUACUAUGGCAGUAACUACUAUUUUAUCAAGGCAUGGUUAGACGAUACCAAACAAUACGGAACAUAUGUGGUAAAAGGUUUCAAAGACUACUCUUUUGCGGUUAAUCAAGAAAUGAAGAUUCCUUUAGAUUUUCCUGCACAGUAUCUUUACAUAGAAUUGCUUAAAGGAUUCUCGUAUAGAGAUCCUGGAACAUCCAACGGAACUGUUGUGAUGGGUCGUGCAAAGAUUCGAUUGCCUCCUCUUACCAGCUAUAAGGUGGUCUCCGGUGACAUCGAUCUCGUCGGUUUGAAUAGUGAUCAAUGUGUCGUGAAAAAGGGAAACCUAAAAUAUGCUAUGAAAAUUCAUAGGUAUGUCGCAUUGGAUGAUUAGGGUUUUUUCUUAUGUUUUUUCGGGGAUUAUUAUAAGAAUUAUUGGCCUUAAUAUUAAAAGUUUUCUAUAACUUGUGGUUGAUUUGAUAUGAGUUAUCCUUCUAAUUCUAUCACAUCUAUGCUUUAUAUAUCUAUGUAUAACUUCUUUUUGGUCAGAUCUAUUCGUUAUAUACCUAUAUAUAUGGUCUUGUUCUUUUCAUUGUCGCUAGCGA